AUGGAAUUCAAAAAUGGAGACAAUGUUUCUUCCAAUUUGCUUAAUGCUCAAAGCCACAUAUGGAAUCACAUUUUUAACUUCAUCAAUUCCAUGUCACUUAAAUGUGUUGUUGAUUUAGGCAUACCAGAUAUCAUUAACAACUAUGGCAAACCCAUGUCACUCUCAAAACUCAUUUCUUCACUACCAAUCCAUCCUUCGAAAAAACCUUGCAUUUAUCGCUUGAUGCGAAUCAUGACUCAUUCUGGUUUUUUCUCUCAACAAAAUGUUACAGAGAAUGAAUUAGAAAUUGAGUAUACGUUAACGGAUGCAUCUAGGUUAUUACUUAAGAACAAUCCAAAGAGUGUGGCACCAUUUGUCCAGGCAAUGCUCAGCCCGAUUAUGACAAAUCCAUGGCAGCAAAUGUCUACUUGGUUGAAAAAUGAGGAAUCUACCGCAUUUGAAACGAUACAUGGGGAGUAUUUUUGGGAAUAUGCAGCUCAUGACCCAAUACUUAAUCGUUUAUUCAACGAAUCCAUGGCAUGUGAUGCUCCAUUAGUGAGUGAUCUGUUAAUUGAAAAGGGUAAGGGUGUGUUCGAUGGAUUGGAGUCAUUGGUUGAUGUUGGAGGAGGCACAGGGAACUUGGGAAAGGCUCUUGCCAAAUCAUUCCCACAAUUGGAAUACACUGUGUUUGAUCUCCCACAUGUUGUUGAUGGCUUACAAGGAACUGAUAACCUAAGCUAUGUUGGUGGAGAUAUGUUUCAAGAAAUUCCUCAAGCACAUGCCAUUUUAUUAAAGUGGAUCUUGCAUGACUGGAAUGACAAGGAAUGUGUGAGUAUUUUGAAGAAAUGUAAGGAAUCAUUGGAGAAGAAAGGUAAAGAAGGAAAGGUUAUUAUCAUAGAUAUGGUGGUGGACAAUCAACACACUAAUGAAAAAUUUGAAACACAACUCUUCUUUGAUAUGUUGAUGAUGGUAAUGCAAACUGGAAAAGAGAGAACUGAGAAAGAAUGGGUUAAGUUGAUUUUAUCGGCUGGUUUCAGUGACUAUAAAAUAACCCCAAUUUUAGGUUUAAGGUCCAUGAUUGAGAUCUAUCCUUAA
This is a messenger RNA of Lathyrus sativus (Indian pea), 1074 nucleotides long. NCBI's taxonomy places the organism in Eukaryota, Viridiplantae, Streptophyta, Magnoliopsida, Fabales, Fabaceae. The record is from the annotation of a GenBank genome assembly.